Nomia melanderi (Alkali bee) is the source of this 12472-nucleotide messenger RNA. It is a transcript of the gene Fim, whose product is annotated as plastin-2 fimbrin. Gene Ontology annotation, biological process: actin filament network formation; actin filament bundle assembly. The record is from RefSeq and is a predicted model, not a curated record. Gene Ontology annotation, cellular component: actin filament; actin filament bundle; cytoplasm. Gene Ontology annotation, molecular function: actin filament binding; calcium ion binding. NCBI's taxonomy places the organism in Eukaryota, Metazoa, Arthropoda, Insecta, Hymenoptera, Halictidae.
GCUCAGUGUUCGAUGCGACUCCGUGACAGUGGUACACGUUCUGGCGGGGUGUCUGGCUGGCUGUUUUUCGUGACCGCGUCGUGUACCAUAGAACGCGUACGCGAGGUGUCGAGUACAACUCGAGUUACUCUAAUUGUCCCGCGUGUACCCGGUGAGAAGAACACAAUCGACUCCGUGUCCUCUUGGGGUUUCGCCGUUCCCUGUGACGACCUACCGUUUCGCGAGGACACACGCAUUGCUUAGGCUCUCUUAGUACCGAAAAGGGAGGAGGACCAGACAGCGAGAGGGAGAAGGACAGGGCAGCUACAGAGAGAAAGAGAGGAAGAGAGAAAGAAGAAAAGGGUGAAGGGCAGCGCAGGGACUGUGGAGAAAGGAACGACUAAAGGAUUAUAUAUUCGAGCAACAUGGCCACUGCGAUCGACGACCGGCAGGAGUUGCUGGAACAAUUUCAGGCGAUCGAUGAAAAUGGGGACGGUUUCAUCAACCUUACCGAGCUGCGCAGCGCCUUGGACAUUUGCGGGUUCAAGAUGCCCGGCUACAAAGUGCGCCAGAUGAUCGAAGAAUACGACGACAAGCAAAGAUCUGAGCACAAGGGCAGGCUGUCGUUCGAGGAGUUCGAAAAGCUAUGCAAAGAGCUGAAAGCGAACGAGCUUGGGUCCACGUUCAAGCAGGUCGUGUCCAAGAAGGAGAACCUUGAGACCUUGGGCGGCAUCUCCGAGGCGUCCAGCGAAGGCACCACGCACUCGGUCCGUUUGGAGGAACAGUUAGCUUUCAGCGAUUGGAUCAACACGAAUCUGUCACACGAUCCUGAUCUGAAACACCUGCUGCCCAUCGAUCCGGAAGGGAAGGCCCUCUACGAGAAGGUCAAGGAUGGAAUUCUUCUUUGUAAAAUAAUCAAUCAUUCCUGCCCGGACACGAUCGACGAACGAACGAUCAAUAAGAAGAACCUGACGCUGUACAAGAAGCAUGAGAACCUAACCCUGGCACUAUCUUCCGCCCAAUCAAUCGGCUGCAACAUUGUCAACAUCGACGCACACGAUCUCACCAAAGGAUCCCCUCACCUGGUCCUUGGUUUGCUAUGGCAAAUCAUCAGGAUCGGUUUGUUCAAUCAGAUCACAUUGGAGAACUGUCCAGGCCUAGCUACUCUUCUGCAAGACGGUGAGCGUAUCGAGGAUCUACUAAAACUUUCCCCUGAAUCUAUCCUGCUAAGAUGGGUGAAUCAUCAUCUGGAGAAUGCCGGAAUCGCUAGACGUUGCAACAACUUCCAAGCGGACAUCACCGAUUCGGAGAUCUACACUUACUUGAUCAAGCAAAUCGCGCCGAACAGCGCUGGCGUCACUCUAGAAGCUUUGAUGGAACCAAAUCAUACGUCUCGUGCUGAAAUAAUGUUACAACAAGCUGCGAAACUGGGCUGCCGUAGCUUCGUGACACCCAGUGACGUUGUGAACGGUAUUUACAAGCUAAAUCUCGCGUUCGUCGCGAACAUGUUUAACAACUAUCCGGGACUGGACAAGCCGGAAAGCAACAUAGAGGGGCUGGAAUCGUUGGAGGAGAACAGGGAGGAGAAGACCUAUCGUAACUGGAUGAACUCUAUGGGUGUGGUACCGUACGUGAACUGGCUGUAUUCCGACCUAGCUGAUGGUCUGGUUAUCUUCCAGCUAUACGACAUUAUCAAACCCGGCACUGUGAACUGGAACCGCGUCCAUAAGAAGUUCACCAAGCUGCGAAAGUUCAUGGAGAAAUUGGAGAACUGCAACUAUGCAGUGGAGCUAGGCAAGACGAUGAACUUCUCGUUGGUCGGAAUCGCUGGUCAAGACAUCAACGAUGGGAAUACUACACUUACGCUGGCCUUGAUCUGGCAGCUGAUGAGAUCGUACACGUUGUCGAUUUUAACGUCGCUGGCUGGCACUCAAGGUAGCACCUUAGUCGAGAAAGAGAUCGUGCAGUGGGUGAAUUCAAAGCUGCAGGGGGCGGGCAAGACGAGCAGCAUCAAAGGCUUCCAGGAUUCUUCGAUAUCUGACGGGAAGGUGGUGAUCGAUUUGAUCGACGCCAUCAAACCUGGGACCGUCAAUUACGAUCUCGUCAAGGAAGGAGGCACUGAAGAGGAGAACCUGGACAACGCGAAGUACGCGAUAUCCUUGGCCCGGAAAUGCGGCGCGCGGGUUUACGCGCUACCGGAGGACAUCACCGAGGUGAAACCGAAGAUGGUGAUGACGGUGUUCGCCUGCCUAAUGGCUAUGGACUACAUCCCGAAUAUGGAUUCCGUGAAACAACAGAACAACAUCAACAACGGCCAAUAAUGUCGCGCCAUUUUGUUGGCCGCGUGCCGCCAUUUCGGCGCAACAGAACUGUCGACUGAGCCGCGGUUCCGGACCGUAGCUCUUCUGCGAACGUAAUGAUUGUAUAUACCUUAGGUUAGGAUAGCUUGUUUUUCCGAAAUGAAAUCAGGUGGAGAGAACGAAAGAGACAGCAAAAGGAGGAGGGGGAGAGAACAAAAAGAAAAUUAAAAAAGCGAGAAAACACAGAAGGAGACGUCCAGUCAUGGAACGGAUCACGGCUAUCCAGCGGGACAUCCGUCAUUUUGUCGGGCGUCCUUCGAUGAAGCUCAUGAUUUAAUCGUUUCUCGUUUCUUUUUCUUUAAGUUCUUCCAUAGGCCAGAAAGCUAGGGAACACAUGAUACGCACAUAAACAUCCUGCGUAGGAUUUGCUAGCGACCUUCGUGCAUGAGUCGUUUGUAUGAUGGUUUUUAAAAACCGGAAGGAAGGAUCGAUGAGUGUCGCACUUUUACGUUUAUUAACGUUUCCGUCGCGAUGAUCUCGAUGAGAGGAUGCGGUCGACGCGUGUGGUUGACCAGUUGCGUUUCUUUUGCACCUUUUGCGUGAUCAGUGAUUCUCCAAAGUUUUCGGAAUCAUAUCCUUGUCUCGCUCUCCCUCGCGUGACUAUAGACUUGUAUAAAAACAAUUUUCUAACAACCUUCCUGUCGAUAGCAGAUAUUUGGUCUUGCUAUGGUUUCCCGUUCAUGUAUGCGUUCGAUGUAACAUCGAGGAACAGGAAAAAGUAGGAAUAUUCAUAACAAUUUAGUUGUUACGUGAAACAUGAUCCACCUUGUCAAUUUCAGUGACCUUGAUGUAUUUUGUCAAGGUCAAUGAUAUGAAUAAUUAUGUGCGUUGUUAUUUUUCAAAAGUACAGAAAAGGAAAUAAAUCAGAAAAAAUUGGAGAGCGAUUGGACAAGUUCGAAAAGCUGGAACCGAUUAUUAUUGGGCCUAAGGGGAUCCAAAAACCGUAACCGGUUUAAGAAAGAAUAAUAAUAGUCAAUGAUGAUCGAACCGAUAUUUACGUUAUCCAGAUAUUGGAAGCAAAUCGAUGAAUAAAUAGAAUAGUCUGCGACGCCGCAGUGCUCAGUUGUUACAUGAAUGCACGCCGAUUGCAGGGUAUCUCGCAUCAUAUCUGUAAGUGUUCGUCGAAGUGAUGUAAGUCACAUUUCGCGAAAAAGUGAAUGGCAUUGAAGGAGAAUAACAGAGAAAAGUGCAGAAAAGGAUUUCAGUAAAUAUCGAAGUCAAUAAUUAUGAAUUGGUAGCAUAGAAUCGUAAGAGAAAUAUGAGAAUAUUUAUUCUUAAAUUGACUUAAUCACAUUAAUGAAAAUCAAAACGUUUCACCUAGACAGCAUAUCGGAUGAAUUAUUUGUAUAGGGCGGAGCCUAUACAUUUUUCAAUGCAUGAAAUCAUUAAAAACAGUUAUUCCGCUUGGAACCGGCGAAAGAAGCGAAGGAAGUCCACCAUAUUUAACGAACUUCCGCGAAUGUAAUAUUAUUCGUGCCAUUAAGCACUGAGUACUAAAGUACGCUCAUUAGUGAGUCAAACAGGUAUCAUGGAUAAUAAGUAACCAACGUGAGUCACGAAACUCAACCGGCAUUCGAUGAAAAUCGAUCGGAGGCGUAAUUAACUUGAAAGGAACUAACUAUUAUUCACGUAUACCGGAUAUACGUGGCUUUCAAACUGUCGAUUAUAUAUAUAUAUUAUACAUAUAUAUACAUAUAAAAAACUUAUUUUUUCUUCUCUAUUAAUUUUUCUUUAGAGUUUUUUAUUUUUUGAGUUUUAGUAAAAUGAUAUAAGGAACAGAGUAUUCUCUGAUCUCAUGUCUGAAUUUAAGAAGCAGGUUUUGAGGAUUUAUGUGGGUGUGCAUAGUUAUUGAUUGUAAAAAUUUGGGCUCUUGGGUCUCAGCUAGGUCUGCUACAUGGAUGCUGUUUUAUAUUAAAUUUUGGGGUAUUGUCUAUACGGCUCAUAUCGUAUGGACUCUUAUGUUGUGUUUUUGAGCUGUUGUAAGAUGUUAUAUUUCUUCAAGUGUGAUACACUCUGCGAACUUGUAUAGCAUGAAACAUGUUAUUACAUCCAUGAUUGACGCUAUGAUGGGCCUUACAUGUGUAGUGUAUGAUCUCCAUAGAGCAACAAAUGUUCGAGUGGCCCAAUGCCUCCGUAUCAAUUGUGCAGCAUGGGCAAACCAUGCAGCCCACCAUAAGUGUCUGCAUGGUCAUCCCACGCACAUACACUCUAACUUAAGUCCCUUCGCUCGUGCUCUUGUUGGGAUGCUGGUCUUCUACCUCGUCGACGUAGCGUCAUUCUUGACAGCACGAUGAGCUAAUGGAAGCUAAACGUCAUCGUAAUUUUAUCAAUUAUCUGAAGCAUUAUUGCACUAAAACAGAUUGGCACAAUUGGGUAAGAUUCUGCAUUUUCUCGUACAAUACCUCAGUACAUGGGGCCACAGGUUUCACACCACACGGGUUAGUUUUCGGAGUCAAAGCGGCUAUACCAUCGGAAUUUGCCAAGGAACAGGCACCCUAAACAUUCGCAUAACAUCUCGACGAACUCUUCGUUAAAAUCACCACCAUCCAGACUAUUGCAGCAUAGAAUCUAAACAGAGCGAAACAAAAGAGUAAAAAUUACUACGGCCGAACAUUCAACUCACGUGAAUUUAAUUUAAAUGACAUUGUAUACCUACUGAAGGAACCCAAGACCUCAAAAUUUGAUUGCGAUUGGCUAGGUUCCUACAGAGUAAACCAGAUGUUUAAUGAUUUAACAGCGGAAUUAGCUUUGGGAAAAGGUAAAUUCAAAAUAAUACAGUAAUAAACUUAAACUGGCACACAUAAGAUCGGAUGAUCUUACUGAAUAGGAAGAUUAGAUUAACAAAUGUGCGCUAGCGGCAUCGCCGAUGUUGCAUACUUCUGCCUGUACUAUAUUUAUAGAGUAAACAGUGUUUGUAAGAAUCGUUUUAUGUACCGAUAACAUCGUAUGUGAAUUAAUCAUAAGAUGUACUAUGGGAUGCCGAACAAAAUAUUAUGGCGUAUGACGCACGAACGUUAGAAAUUAUUAGAAUGAGACUCACCUUUGCCUAUCUAGGCGCACCAAUGCGAGCGAAAAAGCUGUUUCAUGUAAACACUUUUUUGUGUGAGGGGGAAGGUGUAACGCUAUCGCGUGUAUUGGAUAGGUACGGUACGACGGUAACGCCGGGCGAAGAAAGCUAUAGUUGUGUUCCAUGGUCGAAGCUCAUAAAUUGAGAGGGAAGUACGAACGGUUUAGCGAGAACAUUAUAGACACAGUAUCGUAAAACACUCAACGCGGACGGCCGAGCUGAGAGGAAGUUGGAAACCAGAGAAUUAUUAUUUUCAGCUAGAAUCAUCUUUGGUUCUCACUUCGGCAAAUUCGAUACAUUGUAAGGGGUCAUAAAUUCUUUUCAAAAGGUUAAUACGUGUUACAUUCGGUCCUCACUUCGGCGAAUUCGAUACAUUGUUAUCUGUCGACGCGUUCGCUUUUAUGAGAACAUUGUGUGUUUCUCUGGGUCCCGCGUUUUCUCCAGCAUAUGCGCAUGGAAUCGUUCCCGCGCAUUAACCAGAUCUCCUCUGCCAUUGAGCCAAGGAGACUCGGAAGGAGAAAACAGGACCAAGGAAGAGGGAAUGCGAGCCGGCAACGAACGAGAUUUACAACGCAAACAUCAGAACAUUUUCAAACCUCGAACGUUUAACUAAACUCAGAAAUAAGACAGAAGUCAAAAUUUCCACAACCAAAAGUAUAAGGUUUAUUUCACGAGCCACGAGCAGAGUAUCUUAGUACUCUACGGGCACCUUACCCACGUAAAGUUCCCUAAAUUUUCCCUAACCGCGAACGGCGUAACGCACACAUGCAUUAACUUCACAUAUAUUUGGAAUAUUCUAGAUUCAUAAAAAAAUGAACAUUAUUAACAUAUAGAGAAAAUCACUAUAAUCUAGAAUAUUCCAACGCUUUGAACAUUCAUUCAAAACGCGCUUGCACACACAGUCGCGUCAUUCAUCUAUUGCACAGGCUCAAAUACAUCCAUUCCCACAUAUAUAUACACAGGUAUCUAUAGUAGUAAAUCCUUUAUUUCUUUUAACUUUCGGCCUUUGAAAGGGGGAUUACAGUAAUAUCAGAAGAAGAUAUAAAUUAUUAAAAAAUAAUCGUUUUUACUGCAUCCUCUAUCUUUACUAAAAACAAUUAUGAUAUCAUAUCCCAUCCCAAAUGUAACUCAUAAAAGCUGUGGAUAAUAGUGUCAACAAAAGCCAAAAAUUGCGGGAUUAAAAGCAGUCCAAGAAUCAAUUAGAAUUGAAGAUUGUUGUUAAGCCAAUAAUGUCUUGAUUUCAUUUACGUACGAUAGUUUUAUUCGCCAAACCGUUGUUAUAUUUUUAUAGUUUCAAAAAGUUUGUCAGAUUCCAGAAAUUCGGAUACCAAACAUAUGAUGAUAAAGCACGACCAAAAUCACGCAUGCAAAGUUUGCGAGAGUGGGAGACACUGCAGCAACCACAACAUUCAGGAAUGAGGUUGCACGAGCGAUAGCUGCACGGUGGUAUGCACGAUUGCGAUACGGUUGAAUCUCAGUAACGUAGGCUAUAUUUAAUUUCAAAUGAAUAAUUUAAUUGUUCCUUAUUCAGGUUUGCUUUGCAACGUUGUGCUUGGCUUCAAGCUGGCAACUGGUUGCAAGCUGCAACUUUAAUAUUGGCGUAUCCAAACAUAGAACAUCUGAUGAUCUAGAAUAAAAAUAAUAUUAAAAAAAUGUUCAAAAGUAAGAACCAACUCAUUAAUGGCUCCAGUUACAGAUAUUCAAUUAGUAAUUCGAUAUUGCAUGCCUGUCGACGAUGGCGUCACAUAACAUUUGAUUUAUAUUCGCAUCACGUAAAUCCUGAACAACAUCACAUAACGACGUGUAAUACUCUUCUUCGUGUUGCUAAUUCGACACAUUCUUUCGUCCAAAUUUUGAAACUAAUUGCAAAAUACUAGGAAUAAAUUUCUACUCGUUAUUAACCGAUGACAAAAAUUUCAAACAGAAAUGUUGAUUUCUUCUGAUUCUUCUUUUCUCUUUGCCGGUUGCGAUUUACUUAUUAUCCUUGUUUUCCGAAGUUUUUCUAAAAAUUCUUUUUCCGGUCCAAUCUUUCUUUCUAUUCUCUUGUUUUGUCUGUAACAAUUCCGUUUCAGAACUAAAAUUUUCUGUUCUAUCUCUUCCGCCGCGUAUGGUUUACCCUUUUUCCUUAAUUCUGUUAAAACACCCACAUUUUCUCGAUUAUUCGUUGUAUCGAUAAUGAGUUAUGUUUAUUAUUUCCUUUUCUGUUAGAUGGCACCACUUUGUUCUGCUUAUCAUUAUCUUUACGGAUUUAUUGAUCGCGAUCUAUAGAUCUCAUUUGUCACUUGUCAACUUCACCUGUCACUCAUUUUUCAAAAACUAUUUACCACUUGAUUAUCUCUUCACUUUUGGCUACAUUUAUUAUUUCUGGCUCCUCUUUUCUUCCUCUGCUUUUAAAAAACACCUGGUUUUCAUAUUUCUAAACGCCUUAUCACAUACGUGUCCACCACGUGUCCCCUUAUACAUAACACACACACACGCACACGCACACACACACACACACACACAAUAUUUACAUUUUUAAAUCGGAUAUAUAUAAAAACUUGAGAUAUAUACAUGUAUAUGGUACUAUGGAUUGUCAUAAUUUUUACAGUGGCAAUAUCUUUAAUUAAUCAAUUAAUCCAUUGGGUUAAGCAAAUACGACGUUAAUAUUUGUAAACGCGUUUAAUUAAUUGCUCAUGAGGCUUUUGCCUGGUUAUCACGUGAAUGUUCGUCUUUAAAGUCAUCGUGUUUUUCUACUCUUUUUAUCGAAAUUUCGAGCAACGUGUUGCAGACGAACAGUUUUAACUGUUGUAUUUUAUAUCGAUUUGAAUAUGGAAUUUUUAAUCGUUCUUUAAGUGACACAGUGGUCGCAAAUGAUUUCGAUUUUUUUAUACUGUUGGUUGGGGGAUAGCGUCGUUUUCGAUGAGCGCCGACGAUAGCAAUUUUAUACCACGAAAUCGUCAUCAUGUCAAAAAAACUGAUCGUGUUAGUGAAGUCAAACGCGAUGUGUAAAAUAUUUCAUUUCAACUUUAACAACGUGACGUCACAUUUGCUGUAUUCAAAUGAAAUAUAUAAGUGCAAUUAUAUCUAACGAAUUUAAUCAUGAACUCCGUAACGAAACACGUCGACCAUGUUUUAUAAAUUUUUAUAAAUUUUUAUGAUGGCGGUGGAACGGAAACCGCCGUUAAAAGUCUGUAACAAGAAACAAAUAGACUGCAUCACAUUUUUCAUUUAUUCGUCGAAAAGUAAAACAAUUUUUACCUACAUGUUACACUACCGAUCGACGUUACCCUCCAAUCGAUUCGAUACACUGAAUCUGUGGCUUGCCGAACCGGCACACAGUAACGUCGAUUUAUUUCACAUUGAACCUCGAUGGGGCAAGCAAUUACGAAACCUAACGCACAAUAACGAUCAUUGUAAUCGUGCCAUUAUAAUUAUCAAGCGCAAUCACGAUUGCGAUGUUAACCGACUGAAGAUUCAACGAUUGGAACGGAACGAUGUACUUACGUAUCUAAAGUAUACGUCGGAACGCGAAUGGACACGUCGCGAAUUCAUUCGUUGACUUUCCGCGAGCGGAAGAACGCUGGUUCCUUUGAAUCGCGGGCGUAACCGGAAGUGCGAGUUACUUCGAGUGAGCGAGGCGUUUAACGACGCAAAACGUGAUAAAUAAUCGCGUGACCGACUGAAUAUACUGUUAAACGCGUUCUUUUUUAUGGUAUCAUCAGCUGAAUAAUUGAAACGCAUUGUCGGCAUGAGAUCACAGUGAAACGAUGAGCGAUGGAAAGUCGCAAUGUCACGAGGAGAUCGUUCGUCUGUGGCGGGACUUACUUCAACAUUUGUUCCUAAAAUCGAGCAAGCAUUCGGGAAUAUUCGGCGAAUAAAGUGUCUUUAAAAUCGAAUAAAUGAAUGCUCGUUUAGAUUUCGAUUUUAUCUAAGCGAGUGAACGAUCGGUGUAAACGCGCCAGUAGAAAAUGUCGGAAUGACCAUACAUUUCGACGAGAAGAGAAACGAAGUAACCGUGAACUGGUCGAAAUCGCGACGAGUUGUCGAAAAACUCGACGAACUUGGAAUUUGAAUCGAGAAACUCGAUGUUUGAUACAGGGAAACUCGUUGGAGCUCGAAUCGACGAGCUUGAAAUUUCGAAUUCGAAACGAGACUUUAAGAAUCGAGAGGAAUUCGUUCGACGCCGACCGGGCGCUGGGUUGUUUGAGUAGAUUGAGUAGAUAGAGAAUUCGUUUAGCUUCAGUUAUAACUCACAAUGUGCUAAAACAAUCCGAGAAUUAAACAUUUGCGCCCGGUUCGCUUGGGAUCUUCAAAUAUCGAUUUGAUUAGAAGAAUUUAAACGAUUAUUCGAAGAAGAAUCCUUGAGCUGUGCGAUUUUUCGUGUACUUGAAUACUUGCCUCGAUUUCCGAACGACGUAAGUCCUCGAGUACUCGGCAUCAAAGAAGUACUCGAGCAUUUCGCUCGAUUGAAAAAGAUAGAAGUAUUCGGAUUUCGAUGCACGAAUCGACUGUAUUAUCUAGCUUUUAGUUAAAUACGAAUGCUUCAAUGAACGAAAGAAAUACAAGUAAACGAUUAAAAAUAAUUACAAAAGAAAAUACAUUUCGAGAGUAUGGAACAAUUGGAUUAUCAAGCUAUUCGCUCGGGUACUCAUUGUAACCCAAGUAUUCGCGUAUCCAGACAGCUCUGGUAUUAUUAGGCUGCAUUUUCGAGAGCGAGUUUUAGUGCACAUUUAUGGUGACUAAUAUUCGAUGUACGUCUCAACUAAAAUUAAGACUAAAUCGUUAAUCAAUGGAUAAGCUGUGAGAGAAUUAAGUCGUAUCGUCGGACGUAGUUAAGACACGUACGGAAGUGCAAUCCAUCGAAACAUAUUUCAAGCGUUCGAGUAGAAUGAUGAAAUGGAAAGACAUUUUUCUAACGAUUCUUUCCAUUUUUUUCAUGUAGUUUGAACAGCCGAACCAUUAUCCAUUCCACGGGCCGAUAAUUGCGGUUUGUACCGAGUUGCAUUUCAUACUUAUUAAUAUCAGGACCACGAGGUUGCAUACCGGGUGUCCUGAAUCGAGGGGAUCGGAUUCGAACGUUUAACUCUUUUAAUUCCUUGCCGGGUUUGAAUUUGUGUUUGGUCAAUAGUGCUGUGCAAGAUAUUCCGAUCGAGCUAUGGAAGUAAGAGAUAAUAACGUUUCUCCGAACACGCUUCACAUAUGAUACUUGUACGUUCAUUUAAUACUUAACGCGCAUUCCUCGGAUUUCAAUUAAAUAAAUUAGUAUCGGGUUGGCCGGAAAGUUUUCUAGCCCUUUGUCAGCGUGGAACUUUCUUCGAGAACAUGGUUAGGGGAUAACUUAAAAAGAUGACACACAGUUGUCAAUCAAAAAGGGCAAUACAUAGUUUAACGAAUUCUCGCGUGAACUUCCAUAAAACUGCGGUCGUAAAACUUCCUCGCCAAUCCUAUCCACGCUUUUCACGAUGCUUUAAUAUGAUACCACGUGUAAAUUAAGCACUCGGUAUGUUUAAGUACUCGAUAAUCGAUGGUUCAAAUAAUUUUAUUGAAUAUUAGAGAAUUUUUUGUAAUGUAGAAAAUAAACAAAACAUUGGAAUUACAAUAGCAUUCUUUGUAACAGCGUGAAAGAAGAAACGAACUUUCCUAACUUAACUGUCAAUUAAUAUUCAAUAUGAUAUCCAAUAUCCCAAUACAUGCACGGUUAAAUACGUAUUUCCCUUUAACUCGCGUCUCGCGUAUCGCAGAUGUUCAUGGAAAUACAGAUUUUCAGGGAACAAUUGAUAAAAAUUAGAAUGAAAUAAAAGCUUAGUUCCCGUAGUAGGUCGUCAGGUCUACGUAAAAUCAAAAUUCCUUAUUAAUAUUAAACUUUUUAUCACGUCACGUUCAGCAUCUCUACGAGACAUUUUCUAGAAUUAUACACUAGUAUUGUUUAAAUAUUACGCGGAUCUCGGAAACUGACGCCACGCCGUUGAAAGAGUUAAACGUCGAAAAUGGCAUUCGCUGAGUAUACCGAUUCAAAGCUUAUCGUCGCCGAGCGUCAAGCAGUGUAACACGUUUUACAUUUUACCGAGGGCCGGUUGCAAUCUGCACACUUAGAUGUAAGGUUUAGUCACGUGAAUAGGAGCCGCUUCAUUUCGUAAGGCAGAAUCGCUUCGGCGGUCAAUCCCGCGCCGAAAAUACACGGUUCUCUUCAUUUUCCAAUCGAAUUCGUCAAUCAAUCUGAAUCUUAAACGAUGAUCGCUGUAAAACUGUGAAACGCGCGCGUUCACGCGACACUCGGAGGAUGCGCGCCUGAACGCGCGCGGAUUGCCGUAGGUACAAUUUAUUGUAACCGUAAUUUAAAUAAAAAGAAAUUUAUCUAACAUUUGACACUACUUGAUUAGAUGACCAGCUUCUUCCUAGAAUCAGGGAUUCUUUUAGACAUUACUGAAAUAACGGUAAAUGAUUAUAGCAACCCUUACUUUCAACAUGAUCUUUAUCAUUAGCAUUAACAACGUAAUGAUUAUAACGUUCGAUGUUUGCUGUGUUAUUGAACUAUGAUUUCUCUAGAAUAAGUAAUAGUUUAUUUGAUUAGAAAAAUUAUCCUUUUAAAUGGAAUCACAUAUUUGUUCGAUAUUAUUAAAUCUCUUAGCUCGAGCAAAGUACAGCUAUUUCGAUGUUUACCUAAUUAUUUGAUAGUGAAGGAAACAUGAAGAUCAUAGCCCGAAUCGUAGAUGACUUUUUAAUUUUUAUUAUACUGUCAGAGGGAUACUUUACAUAGUUGAUACUUCCAACUACUUACAUACAUAACACGAAUCUACGAUCUCACGUGCGUGGACCAUGCUCUUCGUAACCGACCGAUGAAGAUGUAUCAAAAUUUAUUUCAUCGCAUUGAUUCUAUUUACGUUCGCAUUCACUUCGAUGUCUGUCCUCGACGCCUCCGUAAUAUCGGGCAGCUCUCGUUUAGCCGCACGAAUUUCUCGUAAGGUCACGCUCACGUAUUCCGAAAUCGCGACGAGAUUGUUCAUUCUGUCCGAGCCAAGGGUGCCAGUCCUCGACAGCGUCGAAGCGAACUGGAAGUCCGAUAUAAAAAUGCGGCUGGUCGAGC